Molecule: messenger RNA, 624 nt
Organism: Fulvia fulva
Lineage: Eukaryota; Fungi; Ascomycota; Dothideomycetes; Mycosphaerellales; Mycosphaerellaceae
Exons: 1
Coding region: 1-624 (207 amino acids)
Source: RefSeq, a predicted model, not a curated record
AUGAGGGUUCCUCGAGAACAGCUUUCGCUGCAUUUCCGUAAGCCAGUCAAUCGACCUGGGUUCAAGAGCAUGUCACUAGAAGAAGAAUGGUUCCCCGAUAGACUUGAUUCUCUCUCGCCCAUGUCUUCUCCAUCACACCAGGGCGACAAAGACCAAAAUCCGAGAGCGAAAUCCCCGUACCACACUCCAAGAGCCCCGUCGAAAGAAACGCAAAGGAUCACCAUACCCAAGUUCGUCUCCUUUGCCAAUACAUCGGAGCUCCUCUGUCAUCUGAGCACAAAAAUAAUCGAGAUUAUGAACGAGCGCGAUUAUCAGAACCCUUUCCUCAACUGUCUAUCUGCCGACAUCCUCUGCGGAACCAGCAACUCCGGCAGAACGAAGGUCAUUGCGGCACAUCGCAAGAUGAUAGAUCACAUGCCAGACUAUCGCAACGAGAUCCAGCAUGCCACAUGUACUGUCAACGAUGAUAGCGGAUGUGCAACAGUGGUCAUGACGAUGAAGGUGACUGGCUUCAAAUUUGAUACUUUGCGUCAAAGUAUUGCAAACUUCAGCUGGACCCGGGACGGAGAUCGAUGGGCGUGCGCUGCGUACGGCGUGCUUCGAGGCAUUGAAGAGUUUGAUUGA